Molecule: messenger RNA, 1126 nt
Organism: Aspergillus saccharolyticus JOP 1030-1
Lineage: Eukaryota; Fungi; Ascomycota; Eurotiomycetes; Eurotiales; Aspergillaceae
Product: acyl-CoA thioesterase
Exons: 2
Coding region: 248-1126 (292 amino acids)
Source: RefSeq, a predicted model, not a curated record
CGCUGCAGAGCAGUGCGCUGACGCGAGCAGAGGAAUUGUUUCCUCGUCCUUCGACCGGCGUGGCUGUUUGCCUGUGGGCUAUGCUCUUCUUUUGUCGGGUCUAGUUUGUCUGUUUGCCCUCAUUCUCUCGUGCUUUGUCGUGUGUUUGUCGUUCUCUCACUGUAUCGUCCUGCGUGGUGCAAUUCUUCCAACCUCAAAGUCCGGCCAUCAACCUCUCCCCUCUCCAACCACCACCACCACCACCACCAUGUCCCACCUCCCAACCUCGCUCAACGACCUCGAAACCCUCCUCCGCGCCGCCGGAGACGCCCUCACCCUCAACCGGGUGCUCGUCGGCGCGGGGAUCCUGUUUCUCUACUCGAACGCGAAGGGACUUCCCGGCGUCUGGCACUACCGUCUCUUCAAAGGGCUCAUCACCGAACUCCUCUUCAAACGUAGCCGUCAACCCCUCCCACUGACGGACGCCCACGGCCGCCCCCGCGUGUACAGCUACCUGGUCACCGAGUGCAGCAAUCCGGUCAUCGAAUGCGACUACAACCUGCACAAAUCCAACAGCACCUUCUUUGCGGAUCUGGACAUCAACCGCACGCAGCUCAUGAUGGCGCAGUUCAAGCACGUCUUGGCGGGCAGUUGCAUGCCGCGGUCGACCCCCGGGAGCACCACCCCCGGCCGAAACAAACCGCUGAUGAUGGCCAUGGGCGGCGUCGCGUGUCUCUUCCACCGCGAGAUCAAGCCCUUGCAGCGGUAUGAGAUCUGGUCGCGGGUGCUGGCCUGGGAUGAGAAGUGGGUGUAUGUGGUGAGCUACUUUGUGAAGAAGGGGGCGGUGGCGCGGGAUGGGACCCUGCCGGGCGAGCUGGAUAAGAAAGUGGUGUUGGCCACGGGGUUGGCGCGGUAUGUCUUCAAGGAGGGGCGGGUGACGGUCAAGCCUGAGGGGGUGCUUCAGGAGUGUCGGUUGCUCCCCUCAGGGGGCGAGCAGAAAGAGGUGGUGGGUUGGGGGAGGGAGGAGUUCGAAGCGGAGAACCGCAAGGGGUUGGCCAUUGCCGGGGGGUUUUCAGGGCUGGAGGGUCUGCCUGUGAUGACGAGACUUGGGGAGGUGGGGGUCUUGGGGAGAUAUGCGGACUUUUGA